Pseudomyrmex gracilis is the source of this 2226-nucleotide messenger RNA. It is a transcript of the gene twz, whose product is annotated as BTB/POZ domain-containing protein kctd15-like. The coding region runs from base 291 to 1232 and encodes 313 amino acids. Gene Ontology annotation, biological process: protein homooligomerization. Gene Ontology annotation, molecular function: protein binding. Lineage: Eukaryota; Metazoa; Arthropoda; Insecta; Hymenoptera; Formicidae. The transcript is spliced from 5 exons. The record is from RefSeq and is a predicted model, not a curated record.
GCGCGCGCGGCACGCGCCAACUUUUGUCCCUCGGUCGAAGACACGUGAAUGCCAACCACGUGGUCCGGUGCGUGACACAAAAACUGGAGUUGGUCGCGGGAGUGCCGUCCAGGUGCUUCGUAAAAAACAGUGACAGAUUCAAAUCGCGAUCGCGACGGGACUCCGGGUUUUCGCAAUCCGCAGCCGUGGACACGAGAACAACCGUCAACCUGGAGCCCACGUGCCAGAAACGACGGAAAUGUGAGGCUGAUGGGAAGGAGGCAAAGGCGGAACUGACGGCGCAACGCAAUAUGUUCCCUAGCGCUCAAAUUAAAAUGAGAUUGUUGUCGCCAAGCAGUUCGCCGGCUACCUCGCCCACGAUGUCGAAUUCUUCGUCGCCAACACCAACCACACCGGCGACUCCAGCUUACAACCAGAAAAUGACUGGUAUUCCUUGCGUAGCGGCAGCUUCGAGGUACACCGCACCGGUACACAUUGAUGUAGGUGGCACAAUAUACACAUCCUCGCUCGAGACUCUAACAAAGUAUCCAGAAUCCAGGUUAGCAAAAUUAUUUAACGGCAGCAUCCCGAUCGUUUUGGAUUCGUUAAAACAACAUUACUUCAUAGACAGAGACGGCGGUAUGUUCCGACACAUAUUAAAUUUUAUGCGAAAUUCUCGGCUGCUGAUACCGGACAACUUCGCCGAUCUAGAUUUGCUGCUGGAGGAAGCGCGAUACUUCGAUAUAGCACCGAUGUGCAAGCAACUUGAGCAGAUGAAAAAGGAACGCAUAAAGAACGGCUCGACGACGACGAUAACCGCGUCCUCACCGAGCCCGCCGCCUUCCGGUCAGCUCGGCGGUCGCGGAACCGCGUGUACCACCGCGCCCUGCAACCGCGACUCCGAAAAAAUGCGCGGCAACGACAGCAACUGCACGUACGAAUGCGUGGCGUUACACGUGAGUCCGGAUCUGGGCGAGCGAGUAAUGCUGUCGGGUGGGCGGGCGUUGUUGGACGAGGUGUUCCCGGAGACGACGCAAGCGGUGAUCGACGCACGCUCCGGCGUCGCCUGGCACCAACAGGACGCCCGUCACGUGAUCCGAUUUCCGUUGAACGGCUACUGCAAACUGAACUCGGUUCAAGCGAUCACCCGGCUGCUGAACGCCGGUUUCCGGGUGGUCGCGAGCAACGGCGGCGGCGUUGAGGGCCAGCAGUUCUCGGAGUACCUGUUCGUCAGACAGGCCGUCAACACCUGACGUAGCACGGCGCAUCAUCAGCGCAAAUCGAUCUCGCGAUCGAUUCGCUGCGUGCAGCGCGACUACGAUCCGGAGUGAUCGCGAAUAUCAGGAAAAAAAAUCUCCCUCUUAAGACUGCAUCGCGGAAUAAUAUAACACUACGCACUGACGAGAACGGACGGAGCAUUUUGAUAUCAAGAACAGAGAGAAGACAACCGUAUCCGUGACCUGAUACCAAAAUAUAAUGUAACGGAUACGAUAUGUCAUUCGCAAACAAAUUGUAUCGCAUUUUUUGACGCUUUAUCUAUAAUACGUUAAACACACAUCUCGAUAAAGCGAGAUAACUCUGAAAAACUUUUCAAGUGUGUGAAUCAAGUUUUACAAUCUACGGAUUAUUUUAAGAAACUAGCUGCUUGAAAUGGCAAUAAUUUUGUGUUUUCGUUCGUAAAUUGCAGCUAAAAUUGUUUACGUGAUGACUUUCUGAUGUCAUUAUCCGAAACGACUGACGAAGCGCGGAGAAUAUUCCGUCGGCAAAGUGCAUGUUAUUGAUACAGCGUCGCAAAAUUAUUUAAUUUAUAUACUUAUUUACAUAUAAAAACCUUUUACUUAUUUAUACAAAAUUCAAAAACAGAUAAAUUUAUAUCAUAUUAUUAUUAAUAAAAUAUAAAGUGAAUUAGAGGAUCGAUGAUAUUGGCAAUUUUGAGAUAUCAAUAGCAUUUCGCUUGACAUAUAAAUUGUGCAGUUUUUACGGAUAAAAAAUAAACCGUUCAAGUAUAGCGCAUAGUUGUGACGCAGCUGGAAAAAAAAUUGAUUAAACAAUUGUACUACUAUUUAAUGCUACUUAAAAACGGAACACACGCAAUUUUCAACAAAACACCGUUGUCCUUCGUGUUACGACCACGUACGUUUGAAAAAUAUCAGAUCAUGCGUCGGUUUUAAACAUUGUUAUUAUUUAAAGUGUAUCUAUAUGUAUUUAAAUGCCAUACUAAUUAAUGUAAAUAUCACGAACAUAAAC